AUGAAAGUGCAAAAGAUAAAUGUAUUAAAUAUUCAAUAUCUUAUAAGCUUUCCAAAUAGUCAAAUUAAGAAAUUUAAAUACUUUUUUAGAAGCCUAUUUAAAUAUCUCCUCCAUCAACUCCAGAAGAAAUUUAUGCAAUAUAGCCUAAAUCUAGCAGAAGCACUUUCAACAACAAGAAUACUAAUUUUCAAUCUAAUAGCUUGAACUCUUAAACUAUUCUCCAUUAAAAUAAUAAUUUUUACUUAACUUAUUUUCCAAGGAGCAUUUCUCCAAAAAAGCUAAAUGAUAAAGAAAUAUCUCCUUUGAAUUUAAAUAAAAAUACUUAUGAUAGUAAUGAUAGUCCAAAAACAAUACGCUAACCAAAUAGAAGAGCAACAAAAUUAUGCUCUAAAGUUUUGUAAAAAUAUAAAAAUAAGUAUUUCAUUUGA
This is a messenger RNA of Paramecium sonneborni, 428 nucleotides long. Lineage: Eukaryota; Ciliophora; Oligohymenophorea; Peniculida; Parameciidae. The record is from the annotation of a GenBank genome assembly.